ACUCACCACCACUGCUUUCAAAAACCUGUUGUUACCUGCCUUCUCCCCCCGAGCCGCUCGUGAGGGAGCAGCGGUUGUCCCCGUGACGCGGCUGUGCAGGUCUGAGUGUUGCACAGGCCGGGCCCAGUGCUGCAGGUUGUCCGGUAGGGUGCCUGCGGAGCUACGAGCAUGCUGUUGAUGUCAGGAGCAGAGGAGGGGAACGUGAGCACUAGCUGAAAACUGUCGGUGCUCUUGUGGAAGCAAACAACCCGCGGUUCGUCCGGCAUGUUUUAACUGCAGGUUUCACCGCCGCUGGACCAGCCUGUUAGCGACGCAUUAGCAGGCACCGCUCGUGUUGGUGUGUGUGUGCGUGUUUUUUUAAUGGGACAACGAAAACGCAAGGUAGGCUACCGCUCCUGUCGCCAGCGCUGCUACUUUAUUUCCAUGGACUCAUACGACACACGCACGGGGGGCUGAGACAUGUUUCGCUUGAGGUAAACCGCUCCUCUCCGGAGACACCGUCUGCUCGUUACCGCUAGCUGGACCCCGGUAACGUGGAUAAUUUGGGGUUCGGGCUCGUGAAUGUAUGAAGUGCUCGGACGUUACAUGUUGUUGUUGUUGCUUCAUCUCUUCAUGCCUCAACCGACCGACCACAUGAAAAGUCGACGUCCGGAAUAAAUUCAACCACAAAGAAAGGCCUCCCUUUUUCACCGCGUCCACCUGAACCGACGAGGAGACGAUGCGUGUGGAUUUGUUUUGGAUGUGUUUGUGGUGUUGCCUUCGCCCCGGAGCCGCCGGUCAAGGGCAGGCGACGGCCGUUUGUUCGCCCUCAUGCAGCUGCGAUGAAGAUGGGGGCGCAGACUGCUCCGGGAGAGGGCUGACCACCGUCCCGACCGGGCUCAGUGCCUUCACCUACUACCUGGACCUGAGCAUGAACAACAUCACUGAGCUUCCAGCAUUUGUAUUCAAGACCUUCCCCUAUCUCGAAGAACUACGACUUGCAGGGAAUGACCUGUCAUUCAUCCACCCUGAAGCCCUGUCUGGACUGCAUCAGCUCAAAGUCCUAAUGCUCCAGAAUAAUCAGCUGAAGACUGUGCCCGGAGCAGCCCUGAAGACUCUUCUUUCUCUCCAGUCUCUACGGCUGGAUGCAAACCACAUCACGACAGUUCCAGACGACAGUUUUGAAGGCCUUCAGCAGCUGCGCCACCUCUGGUUGGAUGACAACAACCUAACCGAAGUCCCGGUCGGUUCUCUGAGACACCAGGCGAACCUUCAGGCUCUGACAUUGGCACUCAACCGCAUCUCGUACAUACCAGACAAUGCCUUCGCCAACCUCACCAGUCUGGUUGUCCUACAUCUUCAUAACAACAGAAUUAAGGAGAUAGGGGACACCUGUUUUUCUGGACUCGUGAACCUGGAGACGCUAGAUCUGAACUUCAACAACAUGAUGGUUUUUCCCAAAGCAAUAGAGGCCCUGCCCAAACUCAAGGAACUUGGAUUUCACAGCAACGAUAUUACCUCCAUACCUGAAGGGGCCUUCCAUAACAACCCCCUGCUGCGAACCAUACAUCUGUAUGACAACCCGCUGUCCUUCGUGGGCACCUCGGCUUUCCAGAAUCUGUCCGACCUGCACUCUCUGAUGCUGCGUGGGGCCAGCAUGAUGCAGGACUUCCCCAUCCUGACGUGGACUAAUAAUCUUGAGAGUCUGACCCUGUCGGGAACCCAGAUAUCGUUCAUCCCCGCUGAUCUGUGUGAGAACCUCAAGUUGCUUCGGACGCUAGACCUGUCCUACAACCAGAUCAGGGAGCUGCCGUCCCUCCAGGGCUGCAGCCGACUGCAGGAGAUAAGCUUUCAACAUAACCAUGUUCAACAAAUUGAGAGGGACACGCUCCACGGUCUCUCUGCUCUCCGUUUGCUAGACCUGAGCAGAAAUGAGAUCCGAGUUAUCCACAGAGAUGCUUUCCUCUCCCUCACUGCGCUCACCAACCUAGAUCUGAGUAUGAACUCUCUGGCUGUGAUUCCAACAACUGGACUGAGCGCACUCAGUCAGUUGAAACUCUCGGGGAACCCGCAGAUGAAAAAUGUCUUGACUGCAAAAAAUCUUCCCAAGCUCCGGUCCAUCUCCGUCCCUUAUGCCUACCAAUGCUGUGCUUUCGUUGGCUGUGACUCAUUGAUGGGUUCCUCUGAGGAAAACGACAUCAAGAAAUCUACAGGAGGGGAGGCUGUGGAAAGAAUUCCUAUGAUUAUGCAUUGCUCUCCUUCACCGGGAGCCUUCAAGCCUUGUGAGCACCUGCUGGGCAACUGGAUGAUCCGCCUGACCGUCUGGUUCAUCUGUCUGGUGUCGUUGGUCUUUAACAGCCUGGUGCUGGUGGCCACCUUCUCCUCCAGAGCCGCAGCCCAUUCCCACCACUCCCUAACUCCGUCUCUUUCCCCUGCCCGGCUGCUGAUGGGACUACUGGCCCUGGCCAACCUGCUCACGGGCCUGUAUGUCGGCGUGCUGACCGCGCUCGACGUUGCCACCUGGGGCUCGUUUGCCGAGUUCGGCGUGUGGUGGGAGAUGGGCCCCGGCUGUCAGGUCACAGGAGCGCUGGCCGUCUUCUCGUCCGAGUGGGCGGUGUUGUUACUCUCACUGGCGGCUGUCGAGCGCAGCGUGGCCGUGCGUACGAUACUCGGGAAGGUAAUGAUGUCGUCCAGGAGGAACCUCGGCAGCCGUCGCGGGUGCUGGAGAGGAGAUCGCCGCUUCGGCCUUGCUGCAGGACUACUGGGGCUGCUGGCUGCUGCUGGAGCCUGCCUGCCCCUCCUGAGUUUAAGUGACCAAUCGGCCUCUCCUCUCUGCCUGCCCUUUGCCGGUGGAGAGAGUCCAGCUCUGAGUGUUACAGUUGUUCUGGUGCUGCUCAAUGCGCUGGCUUACUUGUUCACUGCAGCUGUGUACACCCAGCUGUACUGCCACCUGGGCAGGGUGGAGCUGGCCGACCCGGAGCAGACGGGUGCCCUGCGACAUGUGGCCUGGCUCAUCUUCACCAACUGCAUCUUCUUCUGCCCCGUGGCAGCGUUCUCCUUCGCCCCUCUCUUAACCGGCUCCACAGUCGGAGGCCCAGAGAUCGCCAAGUCUGUCACCCUCAUUUUCUUCCCGCUGCCUGCAUGCCUGAACCCAGUGCUGUACGUGUUCUUCAGCCCGGCCUUCAGGGAGGACUGGCUGAGACUGCGGGGCCGCGGAGGCUCGACGAGAGAGCUGAAGGCCGGUGCUGAAAGUCACGGAGAUGCUGGUGGUGGAGGGUCAGAGCUCACAGACAGUGGCUCCUCCACCCACCUGGGCUUUGACUGUGGGAUGUACUCCCAGCUUUGCGGGGAGACGGUUGUGUGCGAGCAGUGUGAGGCUGCGCUGCAUGCCAGGACCUGCUCGUCUCCCUCGUCCUCCACAGUCUGUAGACACUUGAUGAAGUCUCACAGCUGUCCCGCCCUCCUGGCAGGAGCAGCCGUCUGCCAGCGUGCUGAGGGGUUCUGGGCAGACGGCAGCACACCCUCUGCUCAGUCGGAGUACGCAGACGAGGGCGACUCUUUUGUGUCUGAUAGUUCAGACCAGGUUCAGGCCUGCGGCAGAGCCUGCUUCUGUCAGACCAGAGGCCUUCCUCUGGUACACUACUCGUACAACAUACCUCGAGUCAAGGACUGAGGUGUGCACAGAUCUCUGUCAUGUGAAUUUAGAUUCUACAAGAAAAUAUAAACACUUUUAUAUCAAACAAGAACAUGUGCCAACUACCCUGCUAAAGGGCUUGUCAGCAAGCACUUAUGUUUGUAAUUACAGUGUAAACUGAUGCAACCAAUCAUUUAAAGGUAACCUGGUGUGCUUUUUGAACUUCAUGAGACCGUUUCUACUCGCGUGUUACGUUUCCACUGAAUGGAGGACAUCGGGUUACAAACUGGUCAACAACGGGUCUUGCAAAGAAAGAUCUCGCCACCAGUGCCUGCAUCCUGCUUUCGAUUGGAUCUCACGUUGCGAGCCUCAAUGUACGUGUCGAAAGAUAUUGUGAUUUCUUUAUUUUACCUGUGUUUAUAAGCUUUUUACAUUAUAAUUAUUAAACAUCUUGUCAAUUGUUAGGGUUUCUUCACAGCAACUGUUGAUUUUAUACUUUGAUUAUUAGAAUUUUUUACAUAAAUGUAGCAAAUUUAAUAAUCAUCCUAGAAUUUUCUGUUUGAAUAUAACUUUCAGGUCAUCUUUACCUACCAGCGGGGUUUAAUGUAACGUCAGCAAUAACCUCGACCCUCCCAGCCUGUGAUCGUAAUCCAUCAGCGUGAGAAGGGUAUAAGUAAACACCAGUCUAUAAUAAAUAUGUCUUUGCUUUAAUUUACUAAGACUAAGAAUGUGAUAAAAGUAGCAGAUAUCACUGAUGGCAACAGCUAUGCUUGGUGGCGGUGAACAAUGUUAUUUAUUGUUGAGCAGCGGGAGGGUUGAGAUGAUUUCAGGUGGCCUUUGAAUGAUGAAUAUACAAUAUAACCCUCGUCUUCACCAAAACGACAGCACUUCUCUUUGUUAAGUUCUUAACCAAAAACUAUUACACACGUGAAGUGUGAGGUAGUUGUCCGUGUUCCCCAUCGUGCUGUUUGAUUAUCAAUCUUUUACAUUUUUCGUAACUGCAGAGCUUCGAAAAACCCAACAAACAUUUUACAACGGUAGGGUUUCAAUAAUUAAAUAAGACCUGCUUUUAUCAGUUGGUCAGAUUAUUUUGUAUCGUAAUAUGAUGGGAAAUACAUUUGCUCUUUCGCUGACAGUAAGGUGAGAAGAUUAAUACCAAUCAUCGCAUAUCUGUAUGAGAAAUAUGCAUCGACAGCCAGCUGCUCGUUAGCUUAGCAUAAAAAACGGACGCAGAGGGAAACAUCUCUUUUCAUCCGUUCAAAAACGGAAGGAUUAAACCAACACGAUACAAAUAAUGAACGAGAGGCCUUUAAAUGUGCUAGCGUGUAACCUUUGGACAGAUUAAGGCUAGCAAUCAAACUUUAUGCGAAGCUAAGCUGCGGCGAGCUCUACCGCUAUGUUUCAUGUCCAGAUAAAAGAGGGAAAGCUCACAUGCAUUUCUUGUUGCUUAAAAACGUGUCCUUAAAUUUAAUUUGGCUUGCGAGUGCCAAGUUAAACACGUGAAUAUAAUCCCACUCUUCCACUUCCAACGUCGUGUGAAAGCAGCACAAGACUGGCAGCCAGCUGAGUCAACAAGGACGGGUUUUUCAGCAGUGCCAAAAUAAAUAUAAAAUGGACUUAUAAUUUAAAUGUGUGUAAUUAUAUCCAACCACAGAUAUUUAGAGACGAGUAUCUGCAGUGUGGAUCUUUUUUUUCCCCCUUUUUAGGUACUUUACAGCUCGACAGUGCAGUAAUUUAGACCAGAGAAAAAGUGGCAUAUUGGUCUAAAAGUAUGAAAAUAAGUCUUUCCAAUCCAGUUAAUAUUAUAGACUUUUUUUCUGUAUGUACAUAUCACGCUGUAUUAUUGUACAGGUAAUCAGAACAACAUUAUGAUGUAGUAAAGUAUAUUAACAUGGACCUCUUUUGACCUUGAGAGUUGACCCGAGUGAAACCGCGUGUGACGAGGGAUUCACUGACGUCUGGUGUGCUGGAGCGAGACGACACAGUCGAGGUGGAUACACCCUCUGAGCGUGUAUCCACAGGUCAUGUCAUGUGACUACUCAGGAAUUUAGGCAAUGUAGGGAAACGUUUUCUUCCACCAACAAAGCAUUCUUGUGUACUUCUAAUGCACCAUUUCAUUUUGAUCUUUCGAAUUUGAAUUCCCAUGUAGGUAUUUUUCUUGACCGGGUGUUUACAUUUUUACACCACCCAAAAUGUCCGUUUGUUUGUUUGAGAUUUCCCAUCUAGUGAAACUACAAUUUGUUUUGUGAGGCUGGUUAUUGUUUUUUGUAUUUUUAUGUAAAUUAUUGGAAACAAAAACAAGUAAUCAAGAAUGGGAUGCUAACGAAGGAAGCUACCUCCUCGACUGUCGUGGCUACCAGCAGUGCUUUGUAAAAGAAAUGUCUGUUUUCUGUUCUUCUCUUUGUUUGCAUUCUUAGCUUUGAGUUGUACAUCAUAAUUUUUAGAUACGUGCAAAUUGUGGGAGGAUCUAUGUACUGUAUACUGUGAUUUAUUUUUAACCAAAAAUAUAAACUGAUAUUUUUUGUUUUAUCUUUUAUAGAUACAAACUUUCAGAAUAAUACAGAUCAUAAAAAUAAUCUCCCCUAAUUUCAGUUCAAAAUAAAAUCUCAUUGUUGCUUUUCAUCUGAGAUCUUCCACAGUUAUUUUUAUUCUGUUCAAGUAGAAUAAUGAUUCUAUACAAUUUUGAAUGAAUAAAAUUUGAAAAAAAUGA
Messenger RNA from Pseudoliparis swirei, 6323 nucleotides. RefSeq names its product leucine-rich repeat containing G protein-coupled receptor 4 (gene lgr4). Gene Ontology annotation, biological process: G protein-coupled receptor signaling pathway. The coding region runs from base 719 to 3652 and encodes 977 amino acids. Gene Ontology annotation, cellular component: membrane. Gene Ontology annotation, molecular function: G protein-coupled receptor activity; protein binding. The record is from RefSeq and is a predicted model, not a curated record. NCBI's taxonomy places the organism in Eukaryota, Metazoa, Chordata, Actinopteri, Perciformes, Liparidae. The transcript is spliced from 19 exons.